Porites lobata is the source of this 14294-nucleotide messenger RNA. NCBI's taxonomy places the organism in Eukaryota, Metazoa, Cnidaria, Anthozoa, Scleractinia, Poritidae. The record is from the annotation of a GenBank genome assembly.
AAAAACAUCGUGUCGCCGGUAGUACUAAAUAGAUGCGUGUUGUUUAAUGUCAUGGCCAGUUUCCCAGUGAUUCAAUUAACAGAAGGCGAGUGGACGUCCGAGAAAUGGUAUGAUAUUUUGGGGGUGAAGCUUCCAAACUUUUUCACCAGCGAUCCCGCAUUCCUCAGAGAUUACAUUUUUAAUUUUAAGACGAGACCUGAUGACGUUUUUGUAGCCACAUAUCCCAAAUCAGGUACGUCAAGAAGUUAAACUCGCAGUAAAAGAGCUUUGCGAUAUGGUAGUUUGCCUCGGCCCUCGUCUCGAGUGACCUAAAGUGAACCGAAAUAAGCAAAAUGGUACAAAUAAUUUCCCACUUUGAUUCACCUUGAAGCAGUGUCAUUUGGUUCCAAAACGAUUACGUAACCUCACGUGAAUGGCGACCCUGCGGUCCUGUAGUCCGGCGAUCACGCGAUCAUACCCCCAAUUCUUUUCCAAAAAAAAGAGAACGAACAAGCAGGUAACCUUAUUCUUUGUUAUGCUAUAAUGCUUGUUAAAUAUUAUAUAAAUGUUAUCUGUUAUAUUUUGAUUAUAUGGCGUCAAUCCUAUAACGUUCACAAGUGUCACCAAAGCCACCCCGUCACGCAAAGUAGCAAGUUUCACAAUUUGCCUAUGAAGUCUAGAGUGGGCAGUACAAAAAACUAAAGUAGGCUUGUAGGGAAUAUCAAGUACUAGUAAACACUUGAUAUGCCCUACAAGCCUACUGGCUAAGCUAUUUCUAGGCUACAUGUCAUAACCCACUUGUAAAGAAAAGCGCCGGCGUUGAAAUCCAAAACUAUGGUGGCUGAAUCGCUUUCUGCGUUUUGUCUCGAUAGUUUUGACCAACUAGUUGGAUUUUGCUAAAACAAUUAUUCCUCUCGCCCAUUCGGCCUUCGGCCUCGUGAGCUAUUCACUCAGACCCCAUUCGGGCUCGAGGAAUAAUUGUUAAAUAUAAUACAAUGAAACCUGUAUUAAGAGGUCACCCUUGAGGACUGGCUUAUUGACCGCUUCAUACAGGUUUGACAAACCGAAGAGUUGUUCAAAAAAAUGAAGUUGGUAAAAGAGCAAAAUAUCUAUCCCACAACGAAACGACCCCGAAGUGCCACUACCUCUUCUUGUGCUGAAAAUGGAAGUAAGAGACCAUGAACGCCAUUCACACCAUACCUGCUGCACUAGUAUGUAUGUUACGGCGUCUUAUAGGUGAAGACAAUGAAAAGUAACUAGUUGGGACCUCGGAAAAAGUGACCGCGACUGCUUAAUAAAGGAGACUUAAUACAGGUCAGAUUUACAGUAUGCAGCUAUUUCGAGAAAAGUUGUCGGAAAAAGUGCGCGAGACAAUCCCGAAAGGUAUUGUGUGUGGUUUUGAGCUCACUGUUCUUCAAAGAAAUUUGAAAGAAUGGCACGAGAGGUCAUGGACGUAUGUUUGCGAGAGCUAAAGGAAAGCAACAAAAGUAGGUUCGAAAGCUACAGUACAGUGUUAGGAAGAGUGUGUUGAUCAUAUCCCAUAAUAACUUUCGGGAUUGUAGCGUGGACAUUUUUUCCGACAACCUUUCUUCUCGAAACAGCUGUAAACUGAGGGAAAUGAUUUCCGGGACUCAGGUAGGUGACCGCUAAAUAGAGGUUUGCUCGAAUAAUAGGUUUGACUGUAUAUUCACAAAAUUUCUGUAUCUAUUAUUUUCCUUCAGGGACAACUUGGGUGCAAGAAAUUGUCUGGCAAAUCUAUCACGAGGGGGCAGUCAGCAGUGCAAACUUUUCUCAUCGAGUGCUAUUUAUUGAAACAGCCACCAAUGAAAUGAUUUGCCCGUUUAGCCUGGACACUUUACCAAGCCCUCGCCUUCUUAAGAGUCAUCUUCCGCUUCACAGCAUUCCGAAAAGUGAUAAUAAGGAAAUGCAGUGCAAAUAUAUUUACGUGGCCCGCAAUCCCAAAGACAUUGCAGUAUCGUACUUUCAUUUCACGGAGCAUAGGCGAAAAGCGGGUAAUGGUUUCAGUGGGCCAUGGGAAUUUUAUGCCAAGUUAUUCAUAGAAGGAAAUGGUAAGUUGAGUUAAUGAGAUGGGUCUUUUCUGUACUUGAAAUGCAGAAUAUUAACAUUAAAAUUUUUUGUUGCAAGAUCUCGUCACCCAUCGAGCGUGCGCACUUUAAAAAGCUUUUUCAAGUCGCAAACAUACUCCAGCCAGUUGUUCAAAAGGUGGUAAGCGCUAUCCGAUGGAUAGAUCUUUAGCCAGUAGAUAACGCAAUUGAUUUCUCUAAUAACAAUACUUAUCCGCUGGAUACUGAUUUAUCCGAUCCAACGUUUGAACAACCGGGGCCAGGAGCUCUUUUCUGUUGUUCAUGACACGGGCAGAGUCAAAGGCGGUCGAGGAUGACAAUUUUUGACAGAUCCCUUUUUUGCUUUAAAGGGAACAAAAACAAUGUCCAUUGGUUGGGUUUCACUGUGGAAGCCUUCCAUUCGGCUGUUAGGCCGUUGAAAAUAACGCAGCUGUCUAAUGACUUGCUUUACUGUAUUUUAUGGAACGUCACAUUCUUUGGUUGUUUACCGGUAUUUUUUUGUUGAACAGUGUGUUGGAACGCUUGGAAUGACCAUGUUCUUGACUGGUGGAAACACAGAGACGAUCCUAAUAUCUUGUUUCUCAAAUAUGAAGAUUUACAGAAGGUACUGUGCAGCAGCGGCAAAUGACUUCAUUAGACUGCGUGGCGUGGUUUGUUUUAUUUGGUUAGUUUUUCUAGAGCGUGCGCGAGGGGAACAUGUGCCAGCGCGGCGUCCUCGAAAUUCCUCACUACAGAAACUACAAGGAGGGUCUCAAUGGGGUGGUGGCUUUUACGGCUAUCGGUUAAUUUUUUUCAGUUACGGUUAACGAAAAAGUUAAAAAUUAACUUCUUUUGUUUCAAAAAGUUAAAUAUUAAUUAACCUGUAUUUUUUUGAAUAAGGGUCUUCGGAUCAUCUCGGGAUGAAAUAAGCUAUUCUUUUGAAAAAUUUUAAGAUUUGAUAGAUCAUACUUUUUAUAAAGUAUUCCACUUCUAAUAUUAUUUUACACAUAGAAAUGUCAAUAGUCAAUUUAAAAAUAAUCUUUGUGAAAAAGCAAAAGCAGACACGCGAACGCCAAAUCAAGGCCGGGGCGCGACAUUCAUUAUAACAGAAAUGGCCGUUUUCACACUAGAGAAGGAUUAUUCGUGUGAGACGGGUUAUCCGUUUGAUGAUUCGCGUCAUAUAGGUAAUAUGUCUUAACUUGAAAAUGGAAUAGUUUUAAUUUUGAAUGAACAAUCCGCCUGACUUUUGAAGACGGGAUUAUCCGUUCCACAUAGCCUGUGUACAGCCGCCCCCUCCGCUCAGAAAAAAUCGGAGAAGGAGUGUCUGUGGGGAGAACGCGACUGUACACAGGCUAGUCUCAGACGGAUGAUCCAUUUCUAGCUAUAGUGUGAAAACGGCCAAUAACAAAAUUCCCGUGUCCAGUGUUUUUAAUGAUAGUGAAGGACUGUACGGAACGAUUGUCUACCGUUGCCUUGUCCGUAGGCCACAUUAUUCCGCGCGGCUAACGCGUUUCGGGUCACGCGGUCCGAGCGAGUUCGCCACCGAAAUGCCUUGACCGAGAUUGCGUGGGUAUACGCCGUACGGGGACUAGGCAUGGCCAUGUCUACCGUAGCGUCAGAGAAAAACAGGGAAAUGUUGUUUAUCGGCAACGUGUUUUACAAACAGUGACAUCUCUGCGUCUUGUUCCUCUUGUGUUUCGAGGGCACGACCUCUGGAAAAUUGCAAAUAUUAAUCCCCAGCAAGAAGCUACACUUUCGCUAGUUAGUUUGAUCUUCGAGAGAGCGCCGGAAAUGGAGCCUAGGUCUUGGUUAACUCCUAAAAGGCUUUUCGCCUAAUGUGCGUACGGAGUCACACUAGCCGGGAAAUAAAAAACGCAACCAUAAGUGAGUUUAGUACCUUCCUUAAAAGUAGCAAAUCUAGGGAGCACUUUCUUUUACGGUUAACUCUUUUUUAUCCUUUUUACGGCUAACGGUUAAAAUCUUUCAAUUUUUACGGCUAUCGGCUAAAUUUUUGGCCGUUUUACGCCUAUCGGUUAACCCCAUUGAAACCCUCUAUAAGGGGAAUGGGCUCAAACUUUCCGCGCAACGAUUUCUGGGAUUGUUUAGGAGGACAAGCGUUAGUUAUGAUUGGUCGAUGGUAUUCAAGGCAACCAUCAACAGGAGCCUAUCAAAUUUGAUGGGCUCCUGCCAUCAACCAAUCAUAACUAACGCUUGUCCACCGAAACGAUACCAGAAAUCGUUGCGCCGAAAGAUUGAGUCCAUUAUAGUUGCUGGAGUGGGGAAUUCUCCCUUCUCCCUUAAAAAACCGGCUCCUGCUAGCUACUCAAGCUAAUGAAAAACAGUUGAUUGACAUUGGAUCGGACCACCAACGGAAUAGCGUUUUGACUGGAAAUACACUAACCAGUCUUGGUGCUACUGAUAAUCGUGCUCAUCCAAAUAAGAAAUGGUCGAUUGACAAAUUUGUCUCCCUAGCAUUUUUUUUUAUAACCAACUGAGAUUAACUCUGAAAAUACCGGCAAUAUUAAUACUGGAAAACCCAAUUUUUAUCUCGGUAAAUGUAUCCAUGUCGGGAUGGGGGAUACUUCCAUAUAAGAGGCUAAUGGAGAUGUACCAAUGGGUGGGGUCGCAUUUUCACAACUGGGUUGACUAGAAUGGGGCAUUUUCAAUAGAGUUACUAGAAUGGGGCCGCACAUUUUCGGAUUUUUGGACGGGUAAGAUAGACUUCAUAUUUACAGUAAGCAAACGCACCAGAAUGUUUGUACUGCAGCUAAAAAUUAAAGUGUUCUUUCUGUUCUUCAUUCAAUCUAAAAAUUGGGUCAUUUCAAAAAAAUAGAAAGUGAGUAAGUUGGGAUCGCGAAAAUUACAUAUUUUCCCAAAAGUGACUAAUAUGGGGUCUAUAAUUGGCCACAGAAUAGACUAUAUUGGGGUAGGGGCUCUUGGAGACCAGCGGCACAUACUCAACAAAAAAAAUAACCUAAGUACCUCCCUCCCCCCGGGGACCCAUGUGUACCUUGUUUUGUACUAAGUGACAAAUGGUAAUUUUUAUGGUUAGAUCACUAACUUUCGUGGUCAGUUCCCAUACGCUGUAUGGCGUAGCUCUUUUUUAAAAAAGUAGGAAAUGCCACGUUAAUGGUACCCUGCGAGCAGAGUCUCCUUCGAUCUUCCUAGAUAAGUACCGACUUAUCUUGGAAGAUCGAAGGAGACUCAGCUUGCAGGGUACGUUUAUGGGGGAGCUAUUCAAACCAUGCCAGAGUCCAGCUUCCAGUUUUAUGCCCUUAGCACAGCAAUAUGAUUAUCGUGGAAACUGAAUUAAUUUUUGGUUAAUAUUUACGUGUUAAAGAAUAAUUUGUACAGAUUGUGAGUCAGGCGUAGGAAAAUUGUCCGUGAUGCGUGACAUCGAUGUCUUUAGUCCGCAGGCGUGAGACUCACGCAUAAUGCGUGAGAGCUGACAGGUAUAUAACAAUGUAAUCUUUGUGUUUUACUGGCGUAAUGUGUUUGAUGGGUCUUAUACAUCUCACCAUUUCUCUAAAAAUUCUUAAUUGUAGGAUUUACCGUCCCAUGUACGAAUGAUUGCUGAUUUCCUGAAAAAGCCACUGACCGAUGAACUCAUUGAUCGCAUUGCGCAGCAGUGUACUUUGAAGGGCAUGAGGGAAAAUGAGAAUAGUUUCAAGUUGAGCAACGAAGAGCAGAGUUCGCCGUUGCUAAGAAAGGGCGUGGUGGGAGGAUGGAAGAGUUAUUUUACUCCAGAGCUGAAUGAGAGAUUUGAAAAGGAAGUGUUGGCAAAACUCAAAGGCACCGGAUUGAAGUUUGAUUUUGAGAUUUAGGAGAAAAAUGCACUUCUGAUUCGUUGUUGUUAAGAUGUACGAUUUGCAAGAAAGCCUGUUGUUGGCCGAUUGAUGUUUGGUAGAUAUGGGUAUGAGUUUGUGACCGUAAUUGAAUGUUGACAUUCCAAAUAAUCAACACUACUCCUCUGCUGAGAUAUCAUUUUCCCCUUCCUCUGCCUCACGGACAAUUUAUUUUCGCGUUCUUUAAAAGUAAAAGAGUCUAACUUUGCUGAUUGUCAGUCAUCUUAAAACGGCACGAUGUUGUAGUAAUAAACGUAUCUACGGCUUUAUAUCAAUAGGUCCGUCAUAAAUCCCCGGGAAAUAUUAAUUUUUGUCAUAUACCUGGAAACAACACCUCAAGCUCUCAUUGGUUACUUCGAGGUCACAAUUAAGACAUGUAACAAUGAAACUGCUUCCCGCCAGAAUCUCUGAGCGGACAACAUUGAAAAAUCUACGACGUCGGAGGGUAACAGUGCACUAUUACCCGCGAAUGUUAACCGACGAUCGCUGUUACAGCGAGGUCUAAUGAAUUUCCAGCUUCAAAAUUUCCAGCUACAGUAGAACCCCGGUAACUCGAGCUCUAAAGGGAAACGAAAAAUAGUUCGAGUCAUCGGGGGCUCGAGUUAACGGAGUCGAUUGCAAAACUCAAUUUGCCAUAUCAAAAAUUGAUAGUUAACGGGAUAACUGGGAUGCCUGGGAUGACUGAGAUGAAAGAGAUGACCCGGGAUGACUGGGAAGACUUGUGCGUGAGUGGUAGGUCCACCGCACAGGAGUUUUGACAGGAAAAAUUCUUGCGUUAUUGGUAGGUCCGCUCUACAGGAGCUUUGAAAUGCAACAACGUGCUCGUGAUUGGUUAGUCCACCGCACAGGAGUAUUGAAAUGGAGGAUGUGUGCGUGAUAAUGAGCUGAACGGUCGCCGCACAACAGUUUUGUGAUCAGAUAGUUAUUAUGUUUGUGAGUCAUACAACUCGAGAUGUUUUUUACCACUGCCACCGUCGGUGCGUCUCGGCGGACGCGGUGUGAUUUAAUUUAGGUGCGGCUGCAUCGCAAAUCUUCAAAAGGACCUAGCCAUUAUAAAUAAAUAUCCUGUAAAACCAAGAGCGCUUAGCGCGCGCGGAGGCUCCGCUAGGAAAUCCGGUUUUGUUAUUAGAACCAAUUUAAAAACGGCUAUUCUGAGCCGCCUGAGGCAGGAAUUUCCACCACAAUUAAGCACUUUCUUAUUUGAAAGCCUUCCAACUCUCCUCGUUCCUGUAGUUCUGCCGUGCUCUUGGCAUUCAAAUCGCUCCUAUUCGUCUGCUUAGACAUUUCGACACUGGAACUAUUCGAGUUUCAAAUAGCGAAAGGGAAGGAAAAUAUAUAAGUUAACGCGAACUUGAAAUAGCGACUCGUAGUUCGCACAAGUAUAGUGUAUUUAUCUUCAGUCACGACAACGAUAAGAAACAGGGGCACCCAACGAGGAUAUAGUUCAAAACCACUUAACAUAGCAUUGUUGAACGUAUUUUAGUAUUUAAACGAUAGAUAUAGGCAUAUUUUUAUCCCCUAAAAACUUAUCAACUGUUCGGAUUUCCUAGAUGAAAGUCUAGUGAUCCGAAAAUUAUGGGGAUAAAAACUUACCUUCUCGAAAAUUUCAGCCGGGAAAAGGCUCCCGAAAAUUCUAGGUGGCCUUUUUUAGGGUCAAAAUCCGUUAAAAUUGGGUAAUUAUACCAUUUUGUGGAUGUUCGAAAAUCCUAGAAGAGGCAGGCAAGCAAGAUAUUUUACAACAAAUGCUCCGAAAAUUCUAGAUCUCAAAUCGUCUUCCGAACAGAUAUUUUCCCGAAAAUUGCCGUUGGGUGCCCAAGAAGAAACGACCGUUUACUCGUCCAGCUUGUUCUCAACGGACUUAGAUAGCAACGGACCAGUACGAGUUAGAUUCUGUGGUGUUCAUGUUUAUGAACUGUUUGUGUUUGAGCAUAUUUUGGAAACAGCAGGGUUUAUUUUCCCUUGUUAUUCACGGGCUGCUUACAAUGGAGCAGAAUACCAAUGAUACUUGGUUCUGUUUUUCUCGACGUCGCAGUGAUUCGGCACCAUCGAACAAAUUUGCGCAAUCAAUGUGUGUUUCGCUUCCACACGGUGGAAUAGAUUGCAGGUAAGACUUUUUUAUUCAUUUCAUUUAAGAAAAAGUAAGGUUUAGCGUUAUUUAGCCUUCGCAGAUCUCAGUAAUAUAUUUCUCAUACAAAGUCUCUUAUAUUUUCAACGGUCGCCUGUAACGCGACACCGGCUCGUCACCUAUGUCAAUUACAUUACAACUUUCCCUUGUAACGUGAGUUUGGGCCGCCUGUGUGUUUAACGGCUCAGUUAGCGCGUAACCCUCACCUCUGUAUUCUUUCAGAGACUUGCCGCUUUACACCCAUUCCAGCUUAAUUAUGCCUGCAUGGGGGCUUCUGCGGAGGAAAGUGGCUCAAAAACACUAAUAACGCCAUGAAAUUGCAAUGUGCCCUGACCAUUGACUUGCGUGACAUUUCUCGCAAUUGACACUACAUAUGACGCAAAUGUGACGCAGGUAUUUCCAUGGUGACUCCUCAUGCACCUAUUCAGGACGUAAGGGGUCAAAGAAAAUGCGAAUAUAAAGAGGUCGUUGUUUUCAAGGUCGUCGCUUCGCUUUCUAGGUCGUAGUUCUAGGUCGUAGUUUUCUAGGUUGUCGUUUACUAGGUCGUCGCUUACUUGGUCGUCGUUUUCUAGAAACCCCAUUGUUUAGAAUCAUGGCCAGUUUUCCAAUUAUUCAAUUAACAGAAGGCGAAUGGACUUCCGAGAAAUGGUAUGAUAUUUUGGGAGUAAAGCUACCGUUCUAUUUCACCAGUGAUCCUGCAUUCCUCAGAGACUACAUUGAUAAUUUCCAGACGCGACCGGAUGACGUUUUUAUUGUCGGCUAUCCAAAAUCAGGUACGUCAACACGUUGAAACACGCUUAUAGUACUUUGAUGGUAUACCGUAAGUAAAUUCAACUCAGACUUUUUUUGGCUCGUCACGCGAAGAAUCCCCGGGAACCUCAGUCCUAUAUGUCACGCAAAGUUGUCAAGGAGUCUUUAAGCUUUGUCUGGAAACACGGCGUAUACUAUACAGUCGACUGUUCAUAUUCCAAUGCGUACUUCAUUACAUUCGGUUCUUUGUAAUACAUUACAUUCAGUACGACGUUAUUAGAUCCGGUAUAUACUUCAUCUCGGCCAGCGACUAAGCCCCUCCAACUCCUCCAUCCCCUGUAUUUACUACAUUAUACUAUUAUACUCGGGUGUGUUUCAUAACCAGAAUUAUUAUUAUGGCUCUGUUUGAUAACUCGUUCAUUCCUGUGCCUCUCCACCCAAGAAGUCUUCGAUUCUGGAUUUCCGGAUUCCAGGUACUGGAUUCCGGAUUCUUUGCCAGUGGAACUUGGAUUCCGGAUUCCUUGAUCUGUUUCCCUUAUUUUUUUUUAUUUGUAUUUUUAGCUGUAUUCCUUAUUGCUAAGCCCAGAAUUUCGAAUUCCACAAGCAAAAGUUUCCAAAAUGGCGACAAUUUUCUUAUUCAUUUAUAGCUAUUCCUCGGUUAUGUUGAUUGGCCCUCGAUGCCUGGAUUGCUUCUUGAGAGUUCAAAAGAAUUUCUAGCUGGAAUUGAGUCAUUGAGGGCUAAGUAACAUAAGUAUAAAAAAAUAAUAAAGUCGUCGCCAUUUUGGAAUAAGGUGUAUGCAGGUAUCAGUGUGUGAAUGGAGAGAUGGGGAGGGGGGGGGGGGGGGGUAGUGGCAUAGGUGCAGCAUUCAUCAUCAUCAUCAUCAUCAAUCUUUAUUUAUAGACGAAAUCGUAUCAUGUUUGCAUGGUCUUCCUAGGAAUCGUGUAUAAAAUUAGACUAAAAUACUCUAAGGAACUGCUUGACUCUAAAGUUAAAAAUACAAAAACUUACGUUAUUAAUUUAAUAAUAAGAGUUACAAUGAGUCAUGGUGUAUUAAGAUAAUCUUUCCCAUGAAAUGAAGUUUUAAAAACAUUUAAACUAGGCGGCUUUCUAAUCUCUGAGGGAAUCGUGUUCCACAGAACAGAUCCUCUGUAGUGUAGGCUCCCUUUUGCAGACUCAGUUCUGGGUCUGGUGACAUAAUAAUUUAACUCAGAAUUUCUAAGAUUGUGUGAGUGUACAUUUGAGAGGUGUUGGGAAAGAUCCACCUCAGAUACGAUGGGGAAAGAUUAUUAUGGAUUUUAUACAUUGUCACAGCCAAUGGUUUAAGUCUUACAUAUUCUAGCCUUUCCCAGCCAAGCUCAUCCAACAAAACACUUGAGCGAACCUCAUAGUUAGAAAAGGUGAAAAUUCUAGCAGCCCUAUUCUGCAUCUUUUGAAGUUUGUCUGCUAGUCCCUUAUUGAUAUUACCCCAUGCAGCACUACAGUAAUUAAAAUAUGGCAUUACCAGUGCAUUGUACAUAAUUAUUCACUCUAGUAUCAAAUGGUAUAAAAUGACUUACACGUUUUAAGAUAGCAAUACCAGUGGAUAUUUUCUUUGAAAUGGUAUUAAUGUGUGGGUGCCAGUUCAAAGAUUCAUCAAUUUGAACUCCAAGAGAUUUAUGUUUAAUUACUCUUUCUAAUGGUGUAUUAUUGACUUUGACUGUGAAGUCACUAUUUAUUUGGGAUAACUUAAAUUGGCUCCCUAUAAGCAUGUAUUUAGUCUUCUUAACCUUCAAAGUUAAUUUGUUUGCUGACAACCAUGACUGAAUUAAAUUCAUAUCAUAAUUUGAAGUUUUUGCUUUUUCUUGGCCUUAGGACUGGAAAAUAGUUCGAAUUUGAUUAAAUAUUCCUUACCAGGGUUAACAAAACCGCAAUUUGGGACCAAAUUUGGGUCAAAAUGCUCCGAAUGGGAGGGACAAAGGAAGUGUUCCAAUGCCACACCUGUCCCUGUCCCCCAUUCUCCGUCUAAAUAUUGAUACCUGCACUUGUGGUGACUGGGACAGGCCUGAAAAAACGAGAAAAAAAAAAGCUUGAAAGCGUUAUCAAGUACUUUAAUAUAUUAAAGUUGAUGUUUUUAUCAUUUUCAUUCAGGGACAACAUGGGUGCAAGAAAUUGUCUGGCAAAGGUACAACGACGGAGCAGUCAGCGGUGAACAUUUUCUAUCGCGAGUGCCAUUUAUUGAACCAUCCACCAAUAAAAAGUUGUACCCAUUUGGCUUGGACACUUUACCAAGCCCUCGCAUUCUAAAGACUCAUCUUCCACACAGAAGAAUACCGAAAAGUGAGAACAAAGAAAUGCAGUGCAAAUAUGUUUACGUGGCUCGCAAUCCCAAAGACGUUGCCGUAUCGUAUUUUCAUUUCACGGAUUAUUUGCGUAAAAGAGGCAAUGGCCUAAAUGGGCCAUGGGAAUAUUACGUCAAGUUAUUCAUAGAGGGAAAUGGUAAGUUCAGAUGUAUACGUACUGAAUGUGGGCCUUUAAUUCUGAUCUUCAGCUACAAUACUCGUCAAUUUUCGUCGAAACACUUAACUGAAAGUGAGGUUUUUUCAUGUCAUGCCUUUUCAACCAACUUAUCUAACUUUUCCCCGUAUGUACUUUUUCUCUUCUUCCCCAAUGUCGAGAUUGGCGUUUUUUGCAUAAAGAGUGAUACGUGAAUCAAAAUUGAGGAGGGCGUAACGUGACAAGUCAGUUUCAACAAAUACGACGAGUAUUCUAGAUAUCAUUAACAAUGAAUACAGUCUAUUUUAGUCGCAAGAAUACCUCUUCUCACCGUGUGCACUGAAAAGUAUAAGGUUUCUUAAAUACUUCAGAUGGUCGGUGACCCUACGUUUUGGACAGAUGACUGAGUUUCUUUUCCAAAAAUUCGACGGAUUGCUUAAAAUGGGACAAUUUAAAAAAAAAAAAAUCAAUGUAAGAGGUUUUCCAAGGUAGAAUCUUUCCAUUCCGCUGCCAGGCAAAAAAUCCGACCGUUCGACAAUUUGACUUUACUUUAGGGAGCGUCACUCGAUCUGCAUAAUUCUUGAAAUCAUAUCAUUUAGCUUCGUCAGUUAACUGGUAUUUUUUGAUAAAUAUGUAGUGUGUUGGAACGUUUGGAAUGAUCAUGUACUUGGCUGGUGGAAACACAAAGAUGAUUCCAAUGUCUUGUUUCUCAAAUAUGAAGAUUUACACAAGGUAAUGCUGCAGGGGCAAAUAACAUAACCCUUCCCAAGGGACAGGACCAACAUCAAUUUUCUCCAUAGAUCGUAAAAAAAAGGUUUAUAAGAAUAAUAAAUUAAAAAGACCUGCAAAGAGAAAAUCUUUUCAUCCUUUAUCAAUUUCUAUCAGAUAAGUCUUUAAGGAAAUGUACGGAGAUCAGUCUGGAGAAUUUGUACUGGGAAAUAAGAUUACACCCUAACAAUAAGUUUUUCACAUGACGUCACGGCGGCCAUAUUGGUGUCCCAAAACAAUGAAACGGCGGCCAUGUUGGUGUCCGAAACGAGUCCUGUGGGAGUUGAACUCCUUUAUUAUGCAAACGCUUUCUUUUGUUCCAUUUGCAUAGAUGCUGGCCACUUGAGUGAAAACACUCUAUAGCAACGGAGACCGUAAAAUUGAUAUAAUUUCAAAAUGAUAAAUGCCCACGAUCAUAUCCAGUCGCUGGACGGCGGACCUCAGAGGAAACAACUUCCCUUCUACUAUCAUGUACCAGGGCUUUCAAGUAAUAUAUCAAACAUGAGACGCAGUGUUUCAUCACCAGAUGAAACACCGAGAAGAGAGUUGAAAAUACGACGCGUAGCGGAGUAUUUUUGACGAACUUCGAGGUGUUUCAUCUGGUGAUGAAACACUGUGUCGAAUGUUUGAUAUUUCUUCUCAAACAAAAUCAUUUUUGAAGGAGAAAUUAAGGAUGCAAAAAUGAGCAGUUUUUCAUCCGAUAUCCAAACACUCAUUAAACAUUAAUUUCCUUUGAAUUUUCUUUAUGAAUUAUUAAUGAGUUUGAGAAUAACAAUUGAAGUAGCCAGCAGGUUUGAUUAGAGUAACUGACAGUGUUAACAAGGGGCCAUUGUUUCCCCAGAAAAUUUUAAAAUUUCCAAGCCCUAAAAUGUUUCAUUCAAGUUUCGGUUUAUCAGCCACACAAUCAACUCCUUCAGCAAUUAACACAAAUGACGGUAAUUCAAUAACGUACAUUUGCUAGUGAACAAACUCUGGGUAAAUCUAUGUAGAAAGGUGUGGAAAAUUGACUAACUAAUGCGUACCAUAAAUCCAGUGGUUCUUGGUGAAUUAAAAAACACAUCAUAAUUAUGUUUUCAUUGAGAUGUUUUUGUUUACAACACUAUUAAAGGGAACCUCCACCUCAACAAAAAGAUAACUUUAAAUCACAGGAAAUAACUGUUACAGUCAAGUCAAUCUAAAAUAUUUUUAAAGAAAGCGUUUGUAUCCGAAAGAAAUAACUUUUAGAUUCGCCUAUUUUUGUUUUCAAAUUUUGCGCGCGUCGCCAUCUUGAAUAAUUGUGACGUGUAAUGGUUGCCCUAUUGUUAUUAAACAAAAGCUCUUUGUGUCAGAACAAUAGAGCAACCGUAACACGUCACAAUUAUUCAAGAUGGCGGCGCCCGCGAAAUUUGAAAGUGAAAAUAAGCGAUUUUAAAAUUCACUUUUCCUGAUAUAAACACUUUUUUUAAGACAAAUUUCGAACAAAUUUGUUCAUCAACAUAAUUUUAUUCGAUUUAAACUUAUUCUGUAGUAAGAGUGGAGGUUCCCUUUAAAACGUCAUGACUGCUCCUUCUUACACGAAAAAGGUAACCGACUUCUCUGAGCUUUUCGUCGGUCGUGGGUACUUAUUGAAACCCCUGAUAUUGUACCAACCAUUUUCGAGGACGAAACGAAAUUGAGACGAAAUGCACCAAUAACAGAACAGCUUCGGUGCUACUGAUAAUUCCGCACAGUCAAAUGCAUAUGAGAAUGAUCAGCAAAAAUGGCUUCAGGUUAUUGAAAUCUGAACUUCCAAACAUUAGAAAUGAUCUCUGAAAAUCUAGCAGGACGAACAACUGGAAAACCUCAACUGUAAUCUCUUUAAAUUGAAAGUUCUUGUCUUAAACGGUUAUUUACGGUUCUAUCACCCUCUUUGGUGAUCAGUUUAUAUCAUCUUAAUUUGGCUUAAUUCUAUUGCUAAGUACUUGAUUACGCACGUAGGGGUCUUACAACGUAACGGAUUAAUCUCUCUCUUAAACUGUUUCUUUUAGGAUUUACCUUCCGCUGUUCGAAUGAUUACUGAUUUCCUGAACAAGCCACUGACAGAUGAACUCAUUAAUCGCAUUGCAGAGCAGUGCACUUUGAAGGGCAUGAGGGAAAAUGAGAUUAGUUUCAUAGUAAGUCCCGAAGAACAGAGUUCUCCGUUACUACGAAAGGGCGUGGUCGGAGGUUGGAAGAGUUACUUCACUCCUGAGCUAAAUGAUAGAUUUGAUAACGAAGUGUUGACAAAACUGGAAGGAUCUGGAUUAGAGUUUGAUUUUGAGAUCCAUACGUGA